Messenger RNA from Hypomesus transpacificus, 4946 nucleotides. It is a transcript of the gene prdm11, whose product is annotated as PR domain containing 11. Gene Ontology annotation, molecular function: protein binding. The coding region runs from base 377 to 3895 and encodes 1172 amino acids. The transcript has 9 exons. Lineage: Eukaryota; Metazoa; Chordata; Actinopteri; Osmeriformes; Osmeridae. The record is from RefSeq and is a predicted model, not a curated record.
GGCCACGCGCAUCACGCUUAAACGUACGUGCAUUUAAACAGAAUUUGGACCUGGGAUAAUAAUAUUUUUGUACUGCGUCUCUCAUCUCUGCAGUCAGUUUGCUUUCUUCCGUUUUCCAUGUCAUUUCCUGUAAUAAAAAGAUGGUGGUCAAAGCCUGCAGAAGGGGCUGACUCGCAGCAAUAAUUUUCAUCAGAAAAAACUUUGCAUCGCCCUGGACUAGUGAAACUGCUGAGUGGUGGUGAGUAAUCAGUUGAGAUCACCGCGGUUCAAGAGGAGGUCGGGAGAUUACGAGGUCGGUGCAGACCCUCCAGUACACUCUGUGGAAGAUUUGAAAGAUGCAGCACUGAAGUCAGUGAUCCCUGUCUCCUGCUCUACAAUGGCAGAACUGACAGCCUUUCAAACUGAGCCAUCGUCAGACCCUGAGCCCAACAGCAGCACUGGUCUCAAAGAUGAGCAGACAGAGCAGAACAUGAGCCAGCAGGUGAAGCGAGACCUGGAGCCCUCUGACGGCACCAAACACAGAGACCUCUGGUUUUGUGAGGAGUGCAGAGAGUACUUUUUGCAAGAAUGUCCCACGUGUCACGGGCCGCCGGUGUUUGUGCCAGACACCCCGAUUGCUUUGGGGGCGUCCAGCAGGGCGGCGCUGACUGUUCCGUCAGGGCUGAAGGUAGUGUUGGAGGGGGAUGAGGUGGAUGUGCGCUGUGUGGAUGUAAACAUCCGGAAGGGAUCCAUCUUUGGUCCAUUUCAAGGGGAGCUAGUGGCCAAGGACCAGUCUUCUGGGCAGUUCUCCUGGAUAAUCGUUGAUGAGAACAACACGUACAAAUCCAUUGAUGGCAGUGAUGCGACUAAAGCCAACUGGAUGAGAUAUGUGAAGACUUCCGCAGACGAGGACGAGAGGAACCUGACUGCUUUCCAACACGAAGAGGAGAUAUAUUUCCGUGUGUGUCGACAGUUUGUGGCGGGAGAGAAGCUCAGAGUGUGGUACGGCACUGACUACAUAAGUCGUCUGCACAGUGUCUCACAGGACAGCAUCGCCCGCAGUCUGGACACAGACAACAGACAUUGUUAUCAGCUGAAAUUAACAAGAACAAAUCCAGAAGAAACAAAACAUUCCGGAUCAUUGACCUGUUCUGGUUCUGCAGGUUCUCCGUGUGCUGUGAAGUCGGAUGCCUUGUCCAGUCCCCAGGAGGACAGCAAAGGCCCGGUGCUCAGGUCGUCUCUGCAGAGCAGGAAGGGCUUGGGGAAGCUCAGCGGUGAGGAGGGGGAGGGCCAACCCCAAGCUAAGAAGAAGAAGAUUGACCUCAUCUUCAAGGAUGUUGUAGAAGCUUCUCUGGAGGCCUGUAAAGGUGCCAACACCCCCAUGAACAGCUCGCUGUCUCUGAAGAGGACCAGGUCCCUGCAUGCCCCGCACUACUACAGCCUUCCCGGCACGCUCGCAGCCCCCAGCGGGAAGUCGUGCCUCGCCCAGGAGGACAGUAAAGCGCAGUGUCUGGGCGGAGGCUUCAACUCCUCAGAGCAGGCGGACAUUGACUUUAAUCUGCACACGCUGAAGGCAGAGGAGAACCACAGCCAGGUCUACGAGGGGCCCUCCACCUCGUUCUGUCCCAACUGUGUGAGGCUGAAGAGGAGGAUCCGGGAGCUGGAGGCAGAGGUGUCACGCCUGCGGGGCAGCGAGCACAUGGACGCCCUGGCCCCUCCCCUUCCUGAGCAGGCGCCACUGGAAGAUUUUCAAGAGAUAGAGGCCAUGACCCCGAUCCCGGUGGCGCUGGACGAAGAUGAUCAGGACGCAGACUCGGCGGACGAGUCCAUCGCCGCUGACCUCAUGGUCUCUGUGGACGACCCCUCCAAGAUGGCAGCCGGGCCCGGCCGACGGAUCCGCCGUUUCAAGCAGGAGUGGCUGAAAAAGUUCUGGUUCCUGCGCUACUCUCCCACGCUGAACGAGAUGUGGUGCCACGUGUGCCGCCAGUACACCGUCCAGUCCUCGCGCACGUCCGCCUUCAUCAUCGGGUCCAAGCAGUUCAAGAUCCACACCAUCAAGCUGCACAGCCAAAGCAACCUGCACAAGAAGUGCCUGCAGCUCUACAAGCUACGCAUGCACCCGGAGAAGACGGAGGAGAUGUGUAGGAACAUGGUUCUGCUGUUCAACGCAGCGUACCAUCUGGCCCUGGAGGGCAGGCCCACCUCGGAGCUCAGGGCUCUGGCCGAGCUGCUCAAGAGGUGCGAUCUGAAGGUGGUGGACCAGUACAUGAACGAGGGAGACUGCCAGAUCCUCAUCCACCACAUUGCCAGGGCGUUGAAGGAAGACCUGGCUGAGAAGAUCCGCUUGUCUCCCUUCCUCAGCGUUAUCAUGGACGGGCAGAACGACGACCUGCUCUCGGACACGGUUGGUGUCUACGUGCAGUUCCUCACCAAUGAUGGCCCGCCUGCCACCGAGUUCCUCUCCCUUCAAAGGCUGAGUGUUGGCAGCGUGGACGGCUACCUGCAGGCCAUCGAGCGGGCCUUCGGCGUCCUGGGCCUGAGGUUUCAAGACAUGCUGGUGGUUGGUUUGGGAGUGGACGGAGCCAACAUCUCCUCUGGCCUGAGAGCGAGCCUGUACAUCGCUCUUCAGAAGAUCCUGCCCUGGAUCCUCUGCCUCCCUGUGAUGAUCCACCGGCCUCACCUAGAGGUGCUGGACGCCAUCAGUGGGAAGGAGCUGUCCUGUCUGGAAGACUUGGAGAACAACCUGAAACAGCUGCUCAGCUUCUACCGGUACUCUCCUCGCAUGAUGGCCGAGCUGCGGUCCACAGCGCCCACCCUCUCUGAGGAGACUGAGUUCCUGGGAGACAUCAGAGCCGUUCGCUGGAUCAUAGGCGAGCCAAACGUCCUGAACGCACUGAUCAAGGAUUAUCUGGAGGUGGUGACGCACCUUAAGGACAUCAGCAGCCAAACACAGAGGGCGGACGCGGCCGCCAUUGCUCUGACCCUGCUACAGUUCCUCAUGGACUACCAGUCGGUGAAGCUCAUCUAUUUUCUUCUGGACAUCAUUGCUGUUCUUUCACGACUGGCCUAUAUCUUCCAGGGUGACUACCUGCUGGUGUCUCAAGUAGACUCCAAGAUCGAGGAGGCCAUCUUUGAGAUCGGUCAGUUAGUGGACUGCCCUGGGGAGUACCUGCAAGAGUUCGAAGAGAACUUCCGUGAAAGCUUCAAUGGUGUUGACCUGAAGAACUUGCGAGUUGCGGAAUCCAAAUUUCAAUCCAUCCGGGAGAAGAUUUGCCAGAGGAGCCAGAGCAUCCUGUCUCAGCGGCUGGACAUGCACAGCCGAGCCGUGGCCAGAGCGUGUCGGGUUCUGGACCUCAACACCUGGCCUCACAACAGGGACGACCUCAGAGCCUACGGAGAGGAGGAGAUCCUUCUCAUGUUUGACCACCUGGACACGAUCCCUGCAGCUGGACGGGAGACGCCUCAGGACAAGACCAAGGCCAGGAGCAACCUAAUGGUGGAGUGGAGGGAUCUCAAAGCAGACUACUACAGCAUGAACGGCUUUAAGGAGGUGGUGGGUCACAUCUGCAGGUACAGGCAGAGAUUCCCUGUUCUUAAUCGUGUCUUGCAGCUUGUCAGGGUCCUGCCGACCUCCACUGCCUGCUGCGACAAAGGCAGAGUGUCUCUGCAGAAAGUACGCAAGAACAACCGCUCCCGUCUCACCAUGGACCACACCAACGACCUGCUGACUCUCGCUGUGAACGGGCCGCCCAUCGCUCACUUCGACGGCAAGCGACCGUUGGACAGCUGGUUUGAAGAGAAGUCCGGGAACAGUUACUCUCUCUCGGCAGAAAUGUUGAACCGAAUGUCCACUGCUGAUCAGAAGUCUGUGCUGAACAGUGUGGACGUAAACACCAACUUUUACCCUGACAUCUGACAGACACGCCCCAAGUGGCACAUACCUGCUCGUGUCUCGACGUCAGAAAGCCAUCAAGUUGUUGGGAGCAACAUUCUUGGCUGUGAUCAGCCUCAGAGAUGUGCCAUGUUCAUGCUGCCCACAUGGUUCAGUCUGUGUGAUCUUCAAAUAACAGCAGUGUGUGAGAGGGUACCUGCGAUAGCGUCAAGCUCUCAGGUGGCAGGUUGGUCUUUAAAGGGAAGACCAGGAACACAGCAAAUCAAGGAGACAGAACAGGUCAAAACUGCUAUCUUUGCUUGAGUAUGUUAAAUAUAGAAUUAAAGCACAGUAUGACAUGUUACCACUUAGCACUUCAGACGUGCAGAAAACAGACGGUUUCAGCUGCCUGUUCUCUCCUGGGCGUGUCGUCCUGCAUGGGUGAACUGUGGGCAGGAAGUGACACGUGCCAAACAGGUCAUGGCACUAGAGCACGUUUCACUGAAAUAUGAAACCACUUAAUAAUUAACAGUGAAAUGACAACAGCAUUUACCACACUAUAAAUCUAGGUGUAUACUAUUUUAAAAGUAUUGUAAUUCUCUGUCAUUAGAGAUUGUGCCAUUUUUCACAAUGCAAGUCAUAAGAGAGAAAGUCAAAGGUGCUAUUGUGCUAGGCCAUGCAAAGAAGUCGAUUGUUUUGCACAUUGUGGUGAUUGAUAUUGUUAUUGUGAGUUUUAUGUCUUAAAAUAUUACAGUGAGGGGAUGUGGUCAAUAUUUGGUUUUGCACCCAACAAUGUAUAUUAUUAGUAUUGAUGAUACUAUUUACUGAUUAUUGAAGGUGUUUCCUAUAACCACACCUGGUUUGAUUAUAAUUCUCUUCAAUAGUUGUUUCGUUGCCUGCCUUUUAUAUUUGGUUAUCAUCAUUUAUAUUUGCUGCCUUUAUAGUUGGUCAUUUUUUAAGUGUGUUCUGUUUUUCAAACAUUACAAGAUGGCUUUAGGUUUAGGUUUCAUUCAAAAAUAUGCUUUAGGUUUGGAGGAAUACAUGUAUCAAUUUUAUAACAUAGUAAGUUUUCUUUCUUUGAAAUAUUUCAAACUCA